AAAGCAUUUUAUCAGGUAUGUGAGAAUGGAGUCUGCUGUCCACUACCAAUAUGCAUGAAUGGUCAGAUCGCCAUCCAGCUUUGUGCAUUUGGAAACAUUUGUCCUAUGGGUUAUGUCUGUGAAGGUCGUGGUUGUUGCAUAGAACCGUUACCACUAUGCCCGAAUGGUGGUCGCGCAACGCAACGUUGCAGUCGCGGUGUGGAUUGUCCGCCAGGAUUCGGAUGUACUGGGAUGGGCGGUUGCUGCUUGUUGUCGCUGGAACCAGUGUGUCCGUCGAAUCAAAACGCUAUUUGCCAAUCAUCACAGAGGGCUUAUGACCAGAUACCAGGUACCACUUGCCAAUCGAAUUCCCAGUGCAAUGGUUACCGCAGCAAUGGCGCGCAGUGCAUGCAAUCAAUUUGCGUGUGCAUCAACGGCGCCGCGUCGAAUGGUGCAACAUGUCAGCAGCUUAAUCCUGCCACUCUGCUACAGGUAGUUUCUGCUCGGAGGUAG
This is a messenger RNA of Gongylonema pulchrum, 492 nucleotides long. The record is from the annotation of a GenBank genome assembly. Lineage: Eukaryota; Metazoa; Nematoda; Chromadorea; Rhabditida; Gongylonematidae.